AUUCACUAAUUACAAGUUAAAAAUUACAAUCUUCUUUCAAACAAAGAAACAAGUGUGUGAAACAGAGAUGGCGGAUGGGCUAAGAAGAGUUGCGAGAGCUUACUACGAGAGAUCAAGCGAGGAGCAACGAGAAGAGGCCAAAGAUUUCUUCACAAGAUUAGAUCUCAACGACGACGAAAGGAUAAGUCUGGAAGAAUUCAAAGCCUGCUUCCCUUCAGGCGAAGAAUUCUUCAACAAACUCGAUUCCAGCAACACCGGAUUCCUAGAUUUCUCCGAUCUUCUUGUCGUCUUCUACCAUCAAAAGAAAGCAUUAAUCAGUAUAUCCCGCUGCGAUGGCUGCCACCAGAAAAUAAUGGGUCCCUACUUUUCUUGUGUUCUCUGUUUGGAUCACUUUCCUAGUACUUACGAUCUCUGCUGCGACUGCCAUCGCGGAGGGAAAUUCAAGCACCGCCAUCCCUUGAGCUUCAUGUUGCAUGAUCAAGCAGCUCUUGUCAGUUUCAUUCAGACAAAAACUCAGCCGGCUAAGAGUGUGAUGGAGGAACUGCGCGCAAUAGCAGAAGCACAUUUGAAAGCAAGCUCCGCAAAAACCCAGGCGAAGGCAAAAGAGUUCUUCACGGCAAUGGACAGCGACGGAGAUGGGAAAGUCGAGAUGUCGGAGUUUUCAUCGUUCAUGUCCAAGAAAGGCUACAAGCUAACAGGCAAUCCGGAUUUCUUUAAGAAACUGGACAUGGACGGCAAUGGAAGCCUGGAUUUCUGGGAGGUGAUGACGCUCAAUUACAUCAUCCAAAGCGGCCGUCCCUUCUGCGAUUGCUGCGGCGACUUCAUCCCCGCCACUUACUUCUCGUGCUUCCACUGCUUCAAGGCCGGAAAAAAGUCCUUCGAUUUAUGCCUACGUUGUUAUCAGUCCAACGCCUUCCAACACAACGCCCACGUUGGCGGCCCCAAGUUCUUGGACAACUACACCUUGCUCCACAAUCACCAGGCUUCCUCUGAUGGUCUAGCACGAAUGGAUGUCGCGGUCAAUACGUUGGGAGUGGUGGUCGACAUUUUCACCAACUUGUGACGAGUCCUAGUCUACAAAUUUUUAGGCAUAUGUAUUCAUGCAUAAUAUUGUAUGUAAUGUGGUGUAUUUGAUUUUCUACACGUACUAUUACU
Molecule: messenger RNA, 1155 nt
Organism: Salvia splendens (bonfire salvia)
Lineage: Eukaryota; Viridiplantae; Streptophyta; Magnoliopsida; Lamiales; Lamiaceae
Exons: 3
Coding region: 68-1063 (331 amino acids)
Molecular function (GO): calcium ion binding
Source: RefSeq, a predicted model, not a curated record